Molecule: messenger RNA, 3853 nt
Organism: Ectocarpus sp. CCAP 1310/34
Lineage: Eukaryota; Phaeophyceae; Ectocarpales; Ectocarpaceae
Source: the annotation of a GenBank genome assembly
CUCCCUCGCUGCUAAAAAGCCCAACUUCCAGUUUCACACUCACACAUGCCGUGAGACACCCAUCAGGAGAGACAUCCACACCCUACAGUGUUCGCGUUCGAUGGAGCUAAGUGCAGCUCGAAGACCUCCAUCGCUUGACCUCGCUGCUUAUAACCAAGGUGUGACACCAAACGAAGCACAACGGCAGGACAACGAGGUGAUCGACCUCACUUGUACGACGCCGCCUCAUGAAGUGUCAACUGCAACCGAUUUCCGAGACGUCAAGCUCCAGGACUUCCACAUAGGAGAUCGGCUUGGAGCGACGAGGGACGGUGGAAAGGGCUUUCAGGGGGUUAACUCCCGCGUCUUCCGGGUAAGAUUGCGUUCUCGGCGGCACGAUCAUGCGUCCAGAGGUCGUGCCGACGGCGCCAAUGCCCAUCCAUCUUCGGUUGCAUCACCUUCUCUACCUUCGGCAACGGCGGGUUCAGCCACAAAAAGUACCCGCAGCACCGAGACACCGAGUUCGACUUCGCCUCCGAGCGGGAGCCUUGUAAAAGAUCUCAUGGGUAUGUGCGAGCAGUUACGGAAGGGGAGCUUUGGCGCUUGCCUUAGUGGGAACUACGGCAGUGUCGAGCAGGGGGCCGCCAACGCGAAGAGAUCUGCUGUGCCAGACAAGGCUGAAGAUAAGCCGGCAGAUACGGAAUGGGCGCUUAAGAUGGUGCUCACUUUAGCUGCCAAAGACCCAUUGCAGGCGGAGCGGGAGAUGAAAACCGAGAUCGACGUGCUCGUCGGUGGACGUAUCCCGCCGCACCCUAACAUCAUGCGUGGCGUUCAUAGCUUUCAGGAUACCAUUGGGCGUGAGCUUCAACCAAGGCUCUGGGAUGGACUUGAACCUAAUGCCGGAGGGACGCUGAGCCCUCACACUACUUUCCUGGUGAUGCCCUUGUUCACGGCGGGGUCUCUUCAGGCUUUACUGAACAAAAGGCGUCUACGAUGCAAGGGUCCGCCGUUCUUGAGGCUCUUAGAAACGAUGCGAUUUCUUAAGCAGAUGCUCAGCGCGAUUAGCCAUCUCCUUGCUCAUGGAGUCGCGCACAACGACAUUAAACCAGACAACUGGCUUCUUUGCGCCGACCAGCGCACCCUCGUACUCACCGACUUCGGCGCUUGCUUCGACUCCUCAAAUCCGCCGCAACCUCGGAGCAAGCCGUCGUCUUCGUCGCCCGCGGUGCCGGUUCCUUGCUUGGGCGCGUCAGCCGCAGUUUCCGCCACCGACCUGGAGCAAACCGCAGUCACUGGCCGUGGUUCGAACCCUUGCCGUUCCUCGGGCGCAGUAGGCUCUACUGCUGCUGCUGCAGCUGCUGCUGCAGCUGCUACAACUAGUGCCGCUUCCAACGGUACUGAUCUAUCGGGUGCUGGUGCUGCCGAGCCGUUGGCGAACGCGGUAACGGGGAGAAAGAGGCCCAUGGAAGCGGGAAAUUUUGUACCGUCCAGAGAUUUUGGUUCCGCGAACAGGAAGCACUUGGGUGUAUCGAGCAUGCCAUCGUGUGAUACCGGAACUAACGCUGACAGUGUGCCUGGCCCGCAAGACAGUAAGAGACGCCGGCUUGGCUACCGUGAUCAAGAGAGGGACAAGGUGCGCAUUUGUUCGGCGACGGGUACUGUGUGCUCGACGACGGAAGUCUCCGACAAGAUGGUGAUCCCAUUCAGCAAUUACUGCGUGGCAGGGGCUCCCAACAUUCUCGCUCCCGAGCUGGCGCGAGCGUGGGAGGAAGAAACGCCUCUGAACUUCACGCGAAGUGAUGUGUUUUCCGUAGGCUUAUGCAUGUAUCGGAUGCUGCGUCCUGACUCGGUCAUCAUCGACAACGGGACAGGGCUGGAGGUAAAAGACCCCUUGGAGAAGACCAAAGGGCUAACAAAUCAGGAAGCCUGGCCGCUGCCAAUAUUCCCGGAGAACAAAGGAGGCUGCCCGUUCGAGGUUUCGCAACUGUGCCGUGGACUCCUGCUAGCUGAUCCAUGUAAACGGCUUGCAGCUUUCGAAGGGCAAUCUAUUGCUUCGAAUUAUGUUUCCCGCCUCGAAGAUGCUGACGGGAAAGGACAGGACGCCAUGGAAAGGAGUGUUUCUGCCUCUGGUUCCGCUGGCGCGAGCAGGCCCCGCUACCAAUUUGAAUCGCCACGCGCCACGGGUACCGGUGAAAUUCACGGUCGAGAGACUCGAGCGGACAAUGCUCUUGCGCGUAAACAUGAACGGUUGGGUUUUGUAGAGAACCCCAAGAGCGGACAUUUCGCUGCAGUUCCUCCCAUCAAGUCUCAUAGCGCCGUCGAUGGGAUGGCUCCACCGCCAUCGCCGGCGGGCGGUCCAUCGAACGACAGUUGCCGUAGAGACCGCAUGUUGCUGUUCAGAGGUGCUGGACGUAUCAACUGCGAACGAGGUGGUGCCGAAGGCGCGACGUCGAACGGGGCUGCUGCUGCAGGAAGAUCGUCCAGCGAAGAGAGGCAACUCCCGAGAGAAGUCGACGAGCUUGUCAAAUCCGAUCGGAUUUCGCAAAUGCGGGAAAUCUUUGCCAAUGCCGCGCCCGAUAAUCUCUUCAAGGCGCUUGACACCGAGGAUUGGGACGUCGCCGCCGCGUGCGCUGUCUUCGGCGACAGUACGAGUGGGGAUAGUCGACCAAAGCUUGACGUCGCACGGGCUAGCGCGCCGGGAGCCUCAGCCACGGAAUCACGGUCCGGACUGUUUUUCGGUGGCGUUGCACAAGAAUUGAGAGGAUUGCGGGGUUUGGAUGCGUGGUCUUUCCGCCGUCGAUCGUCGAUGUGAAAAGCCGAAUGCCGCCACAGAGGAUUGACAGUUACGAUGGAUACGUUCUUGAUGGAGUUGGACCUCCUUGGUAGUUGCACACGCUACGUAUUGCGCGCUCGCCAACGAGCCUCCACUUUCCGCUUUGCGCACAGGAAUGCACUGCUCUAAACCUCGAUGAGGCCAAACCGAGGGGGGCAUGGUAGAAGCUGCACGAGCUUGUCGUUUGUACAGGAUGGAUUGGAUAUGGAAACAAUGAAACCUACCCUGGUUCGUGGGUCUGUUGUGUGUAGGAUGUGGUGGUAUACUUGAAAUGAUUUUUCAAUGUAAUCAAGUUUUUGAUAUACUAAACCUGUACAAUAUAAUGCCGGUAGAGCGGGAUACCAAACUUCGAUAUGGCCUACCGUUUGUCAAACGGUUGGAGAGUAGCAGCAUCCCUGUGUGAACAGCACUAGUUGUAGUCAUGUGUUGCUGGUAAGGGGGUGCCACAAGCACUGAAGCUGCGCUUGUCAGGGAGCCAUUCAUAUGUUUUCGUUCAAAGAGCGGGGGCUCCUCUAGCUGGGGCGGGCGGGCGCUAAAGAUUGUGCGACAUGAUGUUUUGUGUCCUUGCACUCUACGUGUUUGACGUUGAGCACCCGACGAAAUGGUGCGGGUCUCGCCGAGGUAUGUCUUCCAGUUACAGUAGUCAUACCCUUCGUGUUAAGGAUUGGCAGUGCAAAUUUUUGUUUUGUUGAUGUGCGCUGAACUUUGAACAUGUUGAACCUCCCAAACUGCACUCCUUGCAGGCAUGUCUUUCGGGUGUCAUGUGAAGUAGUUCACGAUAGGGGUGGCACAGCCGUUGAUGUACAUUGAUGGCAUAUCCAUCGAAAUGUAUGGUAAGAUGAAGAGUCGUAUGCGAUGCACUUUUGAGUUCCCCGCUUAUGCAUGUCGUUCUCCUGUUCUUGCGCGGUAGGAAUACAGAGCGAAUAAAAAAAACAGAAACAGGUUGCUUAGGGUGUAUCUCAAAGAGCAGCAACAGGGAAAUAAGAAAGUGGAGGCAGAACGAUUCCUCCCCGAAAAGACCCGCUGACAAUUCUGAUCGUU